This is a messenger RNA of Cercospora beticola, 2242 nucleotides long. RefSeq names its product KRI1 family protein. The record is from RefSeq and is a predicted model, not a curated record. Gene Ontology annotation, cellular component: nucleolus; 90S preribosome. Gene Ontology annotation, biological process: endonucleolytic cleavage in ITS1 to separate SSU-rRNA from 5.8S rRNA and LSU-rRNA from tricistronic rRNA transcript (SSU-rRNA, 5.8S rRNA, LSU-rRNA). NCBI's taxonomy places the organism in Eukaryota, Fungi, Ascomycota, Dothideomycetes, Mycosphaerellales, Mycosphaerellaceae.
GCAUAUCAAUUGUUGCCGAACAACAUGCCUCGCCCCGCGAAGAAGCAAAAGCUGGAGUUCAGCGACAGCGAAAGCGAUGCGGGUGUCCAGCUCACGGGAAGCGAAGGCUUCAAAAUCAACGAGGCAUAUGCCGCGCGAUUUGAGCACAACAAGAAGCGGGAAGAAAAGCAACGAUUGGAAGAGAAAUAUGGCAGCGGCAGCGGUGUGGGAAGCAAGCGAAGGUUUGAUGACGACGAGGACGAUGAUGAGGACUCGAGUUCCGACGAAGAGGAGGACGACGAUGCAGAGCUGGCCGACGAGCGUGUCGAUGCUGAGAUCGCAGACGUGAUCCAAGCCAUCCGGAAUAAGGAUCCCAGGGUGAAAGAUCCCAAUGCAAAAUUCUUCCAGGAUUUCGAUCCCGAGAAGACCAUGUCGAAACGGGACGAGAAGCCAAUGACACUGCACGAUUACCAGCGGGAGAGACUGCUCGCCGGCGAUGUAGGGGAAGAUGGGGAAGAGGCUGGAGCACCGGUACAGACCUACCAGCAAGAGCAGGAUGAGAUGCGCCGAAAGCUCGUCGGUCAAAUGCAUGCUGCCGCAGAGCAUGCGCAGCCGAGCGACGAUGAGAGCGACGACGACGGAGACGACAUGCUUGUUCGCAAGAAAAAGAGCAGGCACGAGGACUUGCCUAGUGCAACGACGAAGUCGAAGCAAAAAGUCGCAAUCACAGAGCAGGAUGUGAACAAUGCCGACAAGGAUCCGGAGACAUUCCUGUCCAACUUCAUGGCAGCUCGAGCCUGGCUGCCCAAUGAAGGGGCUCGCUUCCAGCCGCUGGAAUCCGACGAUAGUGAGGACGACCAGAGAGCUGAGGAGUACGAGAAUCUUUACAAUUUGCGCCACGAAGAUCCGACAGCGAAUGAGAAGUUGAAAUCGUUCUCGCGUGAUGUGGGCAAAUAUGGCGUCCGAAGAGAAGAGAAGACAGGACGCGCUCGGCAAAGAGAACGCGAGAGGGAAGCAAAGGAACUUGCCAAGCGACAGCGCGAUGAAGAGAAGGCGCGGUUACGGAAACUCAAGGUCGAAGAAGCAGAAGAGAAAGUCAAGCGCAUCAAGGAGGCAGCUGGCCUACAAGGCAAAGAGCUUGACCUCGAGCAAUGGCGAGAUGUGAUCGAAGGCGAAUUCGACGACGAAAAGUGGGAGCAAGAGAUGAAACGCCGCUUCGGAGAAGACUACUACGCCCAAGACGAGGCUGGAUCGAGCGAUGAAGACGAAGCAACUGGAUCUCGGAAGGCCCGCAAGCCCAAGAAACCCAAAUUCGACGACGACAUCGACAUCAACGACAUCAUACCUGACUUUGACGCCGAGCUCGAACCACAUGUCACCUUGACCGAUGACGAAGACGACGAGGGCGGAGCGCCUCUUCCACAGGACUCCGACGAGGAUAUGCCUGAUGUCGACGAGCCAUCGCAGAAGAAGCGUAAAACGAAGAAGGACCGCGAGAAGGAGAAGGCAGAUGCUAAGCGAGUAGCCCGCAAGGAACGAGCCAAGCUAGAGGAGAUGAUCGAUUCCGCUCUUCCGCUCGACCACCCGACACUGACAACGGCGGCUUCACACAAGACUCCAGUCACUGGUUUCAGAUAUCGCGAAACCUCGCCGACAUCAUUUGGCUUAUCUGCUCGAGACAUCUUGUUUGCUGACGACACUGCACUCAAUCAGUACGCUGGACUGAAAAAGAUGGCCGCAUUCCGUGACCAAGAGAAGAAACAACGGGACAAGAAGCGCUACAGUAAAAAGCAACGGCUGAAGCAAUGGCGUAAAGAGACAUUUGGCACCCCUGAUGAGCCGACUGGCGGCUUUGAGCGCAUACUCGGGAACCUUGGCGACCAAGUCAGCACGGGAGCAAACCAUGUGAGUGUGGGAGACACCGCACAGAGCAGUAGCAAUGUGAAAGAAGGCACGAGAAAGAAGAAAAGAAAGAACAAGAAGGCAAAGACGACUGCCUGAAGGCGUAAGUAAUUGCAUGUCUAGACUCGAAUCAACGUGGAUGUCGCCGCACGUCCUCCGCUUUCGAAUGCACCAUUAGCUGUGCGAGACUGACCUCUCUUCACCGCGGCUACUAUCCCAACUUCGACACACCGGUAAACGCUUUUCCAGAUACCCUGUCAAGCAAUUGAUUCCCUCUUUGACACACACGCCAACUGCGAGCACAGUCACUCGGUCAUAGCAUCGCUGGCGUGCGCAACGCACGCCAAUAUCCAUCUUUAGG